Gryllus bimaculatus (two-spotted cricket) is the source of this 820-nucleotide messenger RNA. The record is from the annotation of a GenBank genome assembly. NCBI's taxonomy places the organism in Eukaryota, Metazoa, Arthropoda, Insecta, Orthoptera, Gryllidae.
UAGGUCGUAAUCUUGUGGCGGUUAUUUUCAAUGUGGUAACUUAUGUAUACAAAUUUAAGUUCUAUUUUUUCCCCUAGACGAUGCCAAUUUUUCCUAGCUUGAGCACUACUGUUUCGGAAGAAUUGUCCAUACUACAAUAGUUUAGGCGUACUAGAUAGAGUCACACCCGCUGUUUCUUCCCAUCACUAAUGAAUACGAGAUGCUAAUCACAAGCAUUAAUAAUUUGCAUUUAGCGAGCAUUGUUACCAAUGGAUGGACAAGAUAUCAUGUAUGAAAGUAUAUUUAAAGUAGAAAAGGUUAAAGAAGAACCUGAUGACUUUUUUGAAGAAGCAAACCCCAUAGAGCUGGUGCCGCCUGCCAAAGUUUUUUUGGAGGACACGGUUUUGAAUGAACAGGUUGAGGAAUGUAAGGGCCUACACAAAGCAAGCACCUUGAAGAGUGUGAUUAAGAAGGAAGACUAUGAAGAACAGCUGGAACCACCUGUCACAGUGUUUCUUGAGUCCACAGAGGUCAUAAAAGAAGAGGUUGAGGAGGAACGGGAGAAUUCGUUGGCUACGUGCAUUGAAUGGUGGCCCAUUAAAACUGAAGAGACUGAUGAACGUUCAUACUCUCCUGGUAAGUAGAAAAAAAAUUACGUUAGUGGACACUGCGUGGGAAUCGUGCUUGGGGAAGGAGUUUUUAUUUGCCUAAAAGCACUGUAAAUGCUUGUAACAACAGUGUCUGCCAAGUUUGCGAAGUUCUCUGACUGUUGUUCAGGAAUUAUUUUAAGAGAGAGAGAAAGAGAGGGACAUUUGAUAAGGUUUUAAAAGAAAUUAUUUCU